AUGUAUACAGCAUUGAAGUUUUAUUUUGGCAAAUUUCAAGUGGAUGCAGACCUUUUUGUUGAAAUUAAUUAUGGUCCAAGUUUAAUGUUAUUUAUAUUAAAUGGUAAAAGAGAAAAAAUUGUUGAUGGAACUCCUGUUAAAUAUGGUAAAAUAUAUACAGCAUGUUGGAAUUAUGAACCGAAUGAACGUCUAAAUAUGCAAGAAGUUGUUGUGACACUUAAAGCAAUCAUUUCUUCUGAAAUUACCAUUUAUAAUAACUUAAUGAAGACAAAAAAAAAUUCUUUUUCAUCAGAAAAUUAUGAAACAAAUUUAGAAUCAAGAAAGGAUCUUUGGAUAUAA
Rhizophagus irregularis DAOM 181602=DAOM 197198 is the source of this 339-nucleotide messenger RNA. RefSeq lists its product as uncharacterized. NCBI's taxonomy places the organism in Eukaryota, Fungi, Glomeromycota, Glomeromycetes, Glomerales, Glomeraceae. The record is from RefSeq and is a predicted model, not a curated record.